This is a messenger RNA of Engraulis encrasicolus (European anchovy), 5343 nucleotides long. RefSeq names its product EMSY transcriptional repressor, BRCA2 interacting (gene emsy). NCBI's taxonomy places the organism in Eukaryota, Metazoa, Chordata, Actinopteri, Clupeiformes, Engraulidae. The record is from RefSeq and is a predicted model, not a curated record. The transcript has 19 exons. The coding region runs from base 236 to 4219 and encodes 1327 amino acids. Gene Ontology annotation, cellular component: nucleoplasm. Gene Ontology annotation, biological process: regulation of DNA-templated transcription.
CAACUACCGUUCGUCCUGACCGCCUUGGCUCAGUGAUGUCUCGCGGCUAAAGUGUUGAAAAAUGAUUAUUUUCACACCCGGUUUGCAUUUAGUCGAAAUCAACGUUACUGUAACGAAUAGCUGCAGAGGGCGAAGCCAUGUUUGUCUGAGCCUUUGAGGCUGUGUACUGCGGACAUACCAGCGAAUUUUUGGCGUCCCCGUAUCCCAAACCACCAGCACAUCAACAAAAAAGUGUAUGAUUCAGCAGGAGAAACCGCAGCUGCUCGGCACCAUGCCUGUCGUGUGGCCCACGCUUCUGGACAUCAGCAGAGAUGAGUGCAAGAGAAUACUUCGCAAGCUGGAGUUGGAAGCGUAUGCUGGGGUCAUAAGUGCACUGCGAGCGCAAGGAGAUCUCACCAGGGACAAGAAGGAUCUGCUGGGGGAGCUGACUAAAGUGCUGAGCAUCUCCACAGAGCGUCAUCGGGCAGAAGUGCGGAGAGCUGUCAAUGAUGAACGCCUCACCACCAUUGCAUAUCACAUGUCGGGGCCCAAUAGUUCGUCGGAGUGGUCUGUGGAGGGUCGUCGUUUGGUGCCUCUGAUGCCCAGGCUGGUGCCCCAGACGGCCUUCACAGUCACAGCCAACGCCGUCGCCAGCACUGCCGCCCACCAGAACGCCUCCCUACUCCCGCCAGCAGAAACCGGCAACAAAGAAGUGGUAGUGUGCUACUCCUACACCAGUACGACAUCCACCCCCACCAAUGUGUCGGCCCCCAGCGGCAGUGGAGCUCCUACGGUGAAGUCGCCUCGUCCUGCCAGCCCCGCCUCCAACGUGGUGGUGCUGCCCAGCGGAAGCACCGUAUACGUCAAGAGCGUGAGCUGUGCGGACGAGGACGAGAAGCCGCGCAAGCGUCGGCGCACCAACUCGUCGAGCUCGACGCCGGUGUUGCUGAAGGAGGUGCCCAAGGCCAUGCCCUCCAUGCCAGCCAUGUCCAAGACCAUCACCGUGCCCGUCAGCGGCAGCCCCAAGAUGAGCAACAUCAUGCAGAGCAUCGCCAACUCCCUGCCCCCGCACAUCUCCCCCGUCAAGAUCACCUUCACCAAGCCCACCACACCCACCACCAACACCACCACGCAGAAGGUUAUAAUCGUGACAACCUCCCAGAGCUCCAGCUUUGUCCCCAACAUCCUGUCUAAGUCCCACAACUACGCGGCCAUGUCCAAGCUGGUGUCUAGCUCCAUGCUGACCUCCUCCAGCCAGAAGCAGACCGUGGUCAUCCCGGCCAGCUCCAGCCCAGGCCCAGUCUCAGGCUCCGGCUCCGGGGCCAGCCCUGUGGCGGUCACCACAGUGGUACCCUCCACCCCCUCUGUUGUCAUGUCAACUACUGCUCCAGGUGGUUCUUCAGCAGCUGUGAAGGUUGCCAGCGCCAGGCUCCCGUCCCCCAAGACGCUGGUUGGCACCCCGACCCAGAUCCUGGCCCAGUUCCCCAAGAGCCACCAGCACCAGCACCAGCACCAGCCAGGCAAGCCGGUGCCGCAGGGCAGCCCAGUGCAGGCCUCCCUCGGGCAGGCGCAGGCCACCGCCACCUCCCCCAUCAGCAAGCCCACCAUCCAGAUCAAGCAGGAGUCUGGAGUGAAGAUCAUCACGCAGCAGAUGCAGCCCAGUAAGAUCCUCCCCAAGCCCUCCUCUGCCACGAUGCCUAGCAGCAAUGCCUCUCCCAUCAUGGUCGUCAGUAGCAACGGAGCCAUCAUGACCACCAAACUCGUCUCCACACCCACAGGUACGCAGGCCACGUAUUCUCGGGCGACAGGCACCCCCACCAUAGCGGGCCGCAUGUCCACGUCACCAGGGGGCGCCACUUACGUCAAGACCACCAGUGGCAGCAUCAUCACCGUGGUACCCAAGUCCCUCGCAACCCUGGGCGGCAAGAUCAUCAGCAGCAACAUCGUGUCUGGUACUACGACAAAGAUAACUACAAUCCCCAUGACCUCCAAGCCCAACGUCAUAGUGGUGCAGAAGACGACAGGCAAGGGGACCACCAUCCAGGGACUGCCUGGCAAGAAUGUGGUGACCACACUGCUGAAUGCAGGGGGAGAGAAGGCCCUUCAGGGCGUCCCUGGAGGCAAGCCUGCCAUCAUCACGGCCUCGCGCCCCAUCACCAAGAUGAUCGUCACCCAGCCCAAAGGCCUGGCCUCGGGCCUCGGGCAGCCCACCACCACCACCAAGAUCAUACCCACCAAGAUCGUCUACGGGCAGCAAGGCAAAACUCAGGUGCUGAUCAAGCCCAAGCCGAUGGCGUUUCAGACGGCGGUGAUGAGCGAGCAGACGCGGCAGCUGGUGACCGAGACGCUGCAGCAGGCGGCCCGGCCCUCGGAAGGGGGCGGAGCUACAGGAGGCCAGGAGGGCGGGGCCAAGGACGAGCAGGAGGGCGACUCGCCUCCCUCAGAGGCCAUGCAGGCUGCUCAAGAUGCCCAGACUGUAGUUCGCGUCAUCACCUCCAGAGGGCAGGAGUGGACUGAGCAGGAGGUGGAGAGCAGCCCCACGAUAAUCUACCAAGACGUCUUGGGGGACUCCCAGUCGGCUACCUCCACCAUCAAAGCACUGCUGGAGCUGCAGCAGACUACAUCAGGCAAAUUUGCGGCGUCUAGUGCCUCUGCGGAUGCUUCUGUUGUCGAGGUGACAUCAGCUAGUCCCCAGCAGCAGCAGCAUCAGCAGCAGGAUGUGUCGGCUCUCUUCAGUACCCAGACGCUGGUCAUCGGGAAGGCCAGCCCAGUCUCAACCGCAACCGCCACCGCCGCCUCGCAUUUCAUUCAACAGGCCAGAGGGAGCCCGUCGGUGUCCAGUAAGCAUCCUGAGGAUCAGGUGAUGGCGAUGGAGGAAGGCGGAGGAGGAGGAGAUGUGGAGGAGGAUACGCUGGACCCCCAGACCGGCCUCUUCUACAAGUCCUCCUCCCAGCCCCCCAACACCACCACCGCCCAGCAGCCCCACCCACAGAGGACCACGCCCGCCGCAACCCAACCAGAACCCAGCCGACCUAAACCCAUACCCACACCCACACCCACACUAACACAAGCCCCUCCAGCCCCACCUCCACCACUACCAGCCCCACCACCACCACCAGCACUGGCGCCGGCACCACCACCGCCACCACAACUCACCCCAGCCCAGCAGAGCAAGCCUGCCCCUAGCCAACCCUCUUCCUCCCCCUCCCCCUCCUCUUCCGCCGCCGCCUCCUCCUCAUCACCCACUAUCACAGCUCCAAAGAAGGCAGUCCAGUCACAGGAGCUUGGUCCCUCAUCAUCAAAGGAGAAGUCCUCCUCCUCUUCCUCCUCCUCUUCCUCUUCUUCCUCCUCCACCUCCUCCGGUUCUGGGUCUGGUUCCUCUGGGCCCCACCCGGUAGUGGUGUUGUCUAUGAAGCCCCCCCAAAUGACCCCACAGCUCCCCAAGCUGCAGCAGGCCCCCACCUCCCACAACCGGCCCAAGCUCCACUCGCCGCUCUCCCACCCCCCGCCGCUGCAGGCUCACCACCCCGUGGGCUCGCACCACGCCGCGGCGGCCGACAAGUCUUCACAGCCACAGAUACAGCAGCCCAUUAUUACACAGGGGGCCACGAUGACCAAAAUCACCUUCGGCAGUCACAUGUCCCCCCCUGGAACCAGCAGUGGCGUCGGCUGCAGCAGCAGCAGCGCCGGAGAACCUUCUGGAAAGCUGCUUCCGGAAUCCAGCUCAGGCCUGGGCCAUUCCAGCGAGAAGUCCUCCUCCUCCUCCUCCUUGUCCUCCUCAUCCUCCUCCGUGUCGGACAUCUUGAAGAUCUCCAUGAUGGAGGCGGAGAUCGACCCGUGUGCCGAGCCCAUGAUCGUGGACUCCUCUAGCGACUGCGAGAGCUUCUCCAAGGGCUCCAGCUCCACGUCUCUCAUCAGCAGCUCUGCGGCGGCGGCAGCGGUGCUGCACCACUCGAAACAGCCGCAUGGCAGCAAGUACGGACACGUGCCGGGACUAGGACUCUCAACGGCCCAGAAGAACAAAGACCUGGACGUCAUUCAGGUCAUCCCGCAGUACUCCAUCAUGCCGGACUCCAGCCAGUCCAACGUGGUGGUGGAGCAGAGUGGUUUCCUGGAGAUCACCGACUACACUAGCCAGCGCCUCGACGACGAGAGCAUCAUGGAGCAGGAAGUGGACAGCAGCAACGACGAGGCGGCCGCCGCCAGCCCAUUGGAGGGCUGCGCUGACCAAUCGCAAUGAUGAGAUUUUAGCUGCCUCAAGCCCGUUUGAUGCAUGGGCUGGACGGGCCAGUCACAAUGAGACUUGGUUUCUGUAAGCUCAUUGGUGUGCUUUGUGCAAUCACAGCGAUGGGACUUGGCUGCUGUAAGCCCAUUGGUGGAGGGCUGUGUGGACCACUCAAUGUAAGUAAUGAGACCUGUCCGCCGCAAGCCCCAUAGUUUGGCUGUUUGGACCAAUCAUAAUGACAAUGACUGUGGUCACAGUCACCCAUGAGAGCUGGCCCACUGCAAGCCCAUUGGAGGGAAGGCUGUGUGGACCAAUCACAGUGUUGUAGCCAAUGGUGGUACGCCUUCUUCCUUAUUACCCACUUUCACACUUGGGAUUUCCUUAGGACAUUAAGACAAUGAGCUUCACAGAAGUAGCAGAUCGACGGGAAAACUCUCAAAGGGAAAAGCAGUGACGUUUGACGGCAACUUAUUUUUGUCUCAAUGAUUUGGGGAGAAAAAAAAACAUUUUUUAAAGUCAAUCAUAACUGAAAGUAACUUGCAACAAAAAGGAUUCAAGUAUUGUGUUUAUUGAUGUAGUUUCUCAUGGCACUUCAGAAGUCAAAUCUUUGGGUUGGUGUAUUAGCAGAUGUACCUGUUGUGUUUUGUUAGAGAUGGUGUAACCAUGAGUGGCCAUAUUGUAUCUGUCAGUGUAACAACACAUGUGACUUGUGUUUUAAGUAGACUAAAUGACAUUGCUACCACUUUCUCCUAAAUGACUGGACUUUCUUGGAUUUCUGUGCAUAUUACAAUUUCUUCUUUUGUAAUGAAACCUAUCUUCUUUGAACAACUUUUUAACAAUUUUGCAUUCAUUUUUUUUAAUGUCUGGCCGAGCGUGUAUGUUUUGUACAUAGUGAAUAAUAUGUGUACCUAUCUUCAACAAACUGUAACAUAAAUGUAUCUUUUGCAUACAGUAAUGCUUAAUCCUCUCCAUGAAGGAAACUUCUGGCUUCUUCCCUACGUUUACUGAGGGCUACAUUUGUAGUACGUAAAAAAAAAAGAUAAGCUUGUGAAAUACGAGCGCAAAGCCAGCGCCUGUAGAAGCCUAAUUAGCGAAAAUCCACCAAGCAAGACCAAGUCAUUAAAAAGCUUUCAGUCUGA